Molecule: messenger RNA, 3170 nt
Organism: Sinocyclocheilus anshuiensis
Lineage: Eukaryota; Metazoa; Chordata; Actinopteri; Cypriniformes; Cyprinidae
Gene: bop1
Product: BOP1 ribosomal biogenesis factor
Exons: 16
Coding region: 176-2515 (779 amino acids)
Biological process (GO): maturation of LSU-rRNA from tricistronic rRNA transcript (SSU-rRNA, 5.8S rRNA, LSU-rRNA); ribosome biogenesis
Cellular component (GO): preribosome, large subunit precursor; PeBoW complex
Molecular function (GO): ribonucleoprotein complex binding; protein binding
Source: RefSeq, a predicted model, not a curated record
AUAAAACGCACUCAAAUCGAAAGCAUUAUAUUUGUUAGAAACGACAGAUUGUUAGUAAAUGCAGAUUAAGGAUAUUUGAAAAGAGACUGUAUAAAAAAUAAGUAAAACAACCCGACGGCGUCGCCGUUUGACCUUUGACGUCAUCGAUUCGAACCCACAUGGUCGCAUUUUCAGCAUGCGUCCAACGCACAGCGGCACCAUGAGUAAAUUAAAAAAUAAGAAACGAAAUUUAGAAGAGAAUGAAGACGAACAGCUGCCCAUCUUUGAUAAGGACGGCGGUAAAGAUGCUCAUCUAGAUGAUGGUGAUGAAGAUCAGGGUGAUCUGUCAGACGGUGAAGAAAGCGUCUUCUCUGGGCUUGAAGAAUCAGGAAGUGAGAGUGAUGAUGAGGAGGAGGAGGAGGAAGAUGAAGAGGAUGGUUCUGAAGAAAAGAGCUCUGACAUAGAGGAAAAUCAAACAGCCGACGGUGAUGGAGACGAUCAGCUGUCUGCCAAAGAAGUCAUCAAACCUCAGACUGAUGGCCAAAAUUCAAAGGAAGAGAAGAAAAAGAAGAAAGCUGCUGGAAAGGAGGGAGGAGAGGAAAGUGUUGCAUCCGUCAGAGACAGCGGCCUCCAGAUUUCCUCUCAGGUGGACGAGUAUGAGCACGACACAUCCGAUGAGGAGGACAUCCGUAACACCGUCGGCAACAUCCCUAUGGAGUGGUACAAGGAUUAUCCCCACAUCGGAUACGAUCUGGAAGGCAAGAAGAUCUUUAAACCAAUCAGAAACAAAGAUGAGCUGGAUGAGUUUCUCGACAAGAUGGAGAAUCCCGAUUACUGGCGCACCGUCCAAGACAAGAUGACGGGGGCUGAUAUCCGUCUGUCGGAUGAGCAGGUGGACCUCGUGCACCGUCUGCAGCAGGGAAAGUUCGGUGACGUCAACUUCAACGAAUACGAGCCUGCGAUUGACUUCUUCUCCAAUGAAGUGAUGAUUCACCCCGUCACCAACAGACCACAGGACAAGCGGAGCUUUAUUCCUUCGCUUAUCGAGAAAGAGAAGGUCGGGAAGUUGGUCCAUGCCAUAAAAAUGGGUUGGAUCAAACCACGCAGACCCAAAGAAACCACCCCGCAAUACUACGACCUGUGGGCCAAGGAGGACCCCAACAGCAUCCUGGGACGCCACAAAAUGCACGUCCCAGCACCCAAGAUGAAGCUUCCUGGUCAUGAGGAGUCUUACAACCCUCCUCCAGAAUACCUGCUGUCAGAGGAAGAGAGACUGGCAUGGGAGCAGCAGGACCCCGAGUACAGGAAGCUGAGUUUCCUGCCGCAGAAGUUUGCCUGCCUGCGGGCCGUUCCCGCAUACUCGCGCUUCAUUCACGAGCAGUUCGAGCGCUGCCUCGACCUGUACCUGUGUCCCCGGCAGCGCAAGAUGAGGGUGAAUGUGAACCCAGAAGACCUGAUUCCCAAACUUCCCAAACCCAAAGACCUGCAGCCCUUCCCAACCACCCAGUCUCUGGUGUACCGUGGACACUCUAGUCUGGUCCGAAGCAUCAGCAUUUCUCCCAGCGGACAGUGGCUUGUAUCCGGCUCUGAUGACUGUACGGUGCGUUUCUGGGAGGUCAGUACAGCACGAUGCCUUAAGACUGUGGAGGUGGGAGGAGCCGUGAAGGGUGUGGCCUGGAAUCCCAAUCCAUCCAUCUGUCUGGUCGCUGUCAGCUAUGAUGAUACUGUUGUCCUGUUGAACCCUGGUCUGGGCGACCGGCUGGUUUGCACCGCUACGGAUCAACUGAUCUCUUCCUAUGAGGAGCCAGAGGAAGUGAUGGAUCAGUCUGUCCAGUGGGCCGUCGCAGAGGGCGAAGGUCACGAGCAGGGUCACCGCCUCAUCCUCAAACACCCCAAGGCCGUGAGGCAGGUGACGUGGCACGGGAAAGGUGACUACCUGGCGUGUGUGAUGCCCGACAAUGGCAGCAGCCUCCAGGUGGUCAUCCACCAGGUGAGCAAACGCAGGACGCAGAACCCCUUCCGCAAGAACAAGGGUCUGGUGCAGUGCGUGUCCUUCCACCCCAUCAGGCCGUAUUUCUUCGUGGCCACGCAGCGCUACGUGCGAGUAUACAACCUCAUCAAACAGGAGCUCACCAAGAAACUGAUGGCCAACUGUAAAUGGAUUUCAAGCAUGGCCAUCCAUCCAGGAGGCGACAAUGUGAUAUGCGGUAGCUACGACUGUCGUCUGGCCUGGUUUGAUCUGGACCUGUCCACCAAACCAUACAAAGUUCUCCGACAUCAUAAGAAGGCUCUGAGGAGCGUGGCCUACCACAGGCACUACCCGCUGUUCGCGUCCGGCUCUGAUGACGGCAGCGUCAUCGUCUGUCAUGGGAUGGUCUACAAUGACUUACUGCAGAAUCCUCUGAUUGUUCCAGUGAAGGUUCUGAAGGGUCACACCAUCACUCAUGACCUCGGGGUCCUCGAUGUGACCUUCCACCCAACCCAACCCUGGGUGUUUUCCUCAGGGGCCGAUGGAACAGUCCGUCUUUUCACCUAGAGAACAAAACGAAAACAUCCCUCCAUUGGGAGCUGCGACCUCGAGUUUUCUAAACCAGAAAUUACACGCCAGUUACGACUCUAUGAGGUUUUUUAGACUUGCUGCUCUCUGAGGACAUUGACAUGUUGCUGGCAGGAAUCAAGCGCCAGAUCUGAUAUUGAACAUGUCAUUAUAAUGUGUUUUGAGCUAUGUUUUGCCUUUUUUUAUGUUAGAAGAAAAUACAUCCAGCCGCUCGUAGAUUCCCACAGGACUCGAGUGCAGCGUUAAAAGAGAGACCGGUGUGGUUUCAAACCCAAAACCUUGUGUACUCGGAAAGGCCCGUUUCCGUAUCGGGCUGUCAGUGCCCCACAGCAAAUCAAGCCCAACUGCUAAUCCUUGGACAAGGAAGCUGAAUUUGAAAUUAAACAAAUGUCCAACGUUGGGCCUUGCCAAAGGAAACAAGACAUGAAACAAAGCUGCAGACGUCUGUCCUUCACUUACACCUCCUGAUGUUUUCUUAAACCGCCUUCUGAAGCGUUUCAUCCAAAAAUGGCGCAACCAUCGAUUCCUACCAGCGUCAACAUGUCGCUUUUUCUUUUUUACCUUUACCUGUUCAGUUGUGAAACCUUUACCAGCUGUAAUUCAGAGACCAGUUACUUUUUAAUUAAACAUGGUG